Messenger RNA from Microplitis mediator, 2697 nucleotides. RefSeq lists its product as uncharacterized. The record is from RefSeq and is a predicted model, not a curated record. Gene Ontology annotation, molecular function: olfactory receptor activity; odorant binding. Gene Ontology annotation, biological process: sensory perception of smell; detection of chemical stimulus involved in sensory perception of smell. The transcript has 17 exons. Bases 248 to 2644 code for a protein of 798 amino acids. Gene Ontology annotation, cellular component: plasma membrane. NCBI's taxonomy places the organism in Eukaryota, Metazoa, Arthropoda, Insecta, Hymenoptera, Braconidae.
UGUAAAGACGUAGAUGGAAGUAAAGUAAAUGAUAAGAAAUUAAUUUAUUCUGCAGCCAUCAAACGCUCGAGCUAAUCAAGUAUUUAUGAACCGCCUGUCGCAUUACUAUUAUAUUAUUAGACUGUCGCCAUUAACAUCUGAGGGGCAGACACAAAGCUAUUUAAAUAAUAAUAAUUAGAAUGGACAUUAAAAUCCAGACAUAACUUCCAUCCAUCUAAAUUAGUCGCAAUAUCGAGAUUACAGUGAAAUGAAUAUCCUACAAACUCGUCACUUUCGAGAAUUUAAAAUCGCUCUCCUUUUCCUGGGGCAGUGGCCUUCUCAGUCACCUCUUCAACGAUAUUGUGCACGUUUUGUUGUACUGUUGGCUAUUUUCAGUAUCAUAACACCAAAGAUGAUCAAAUUAAUUGAAAGUAUUAAAGAUGUCGAUCAAGUUAUCGAAUGUUUACCGAUGGUUAUUCUUCAUUUAGUGAGUCUUACAAAAUAUUUCAAUUGGAUAUUCAAUGAGAAAAAGGUAAACCAUUUAUUUGUUCUUAUUGAUCAAGACGGAAAAAAUUUGACGUCUGAUCGAGAUGUCAAAAUAAUGAAAAAAUGGUUGGAGCAUAUACGAAAAAUUUCAUUGAGUUAUACAACUGCUAUGUUUUCAAUCCUCGUAUUGUAUCUUUCAUCUCCGGCGUUUCCAAAACUCAUGGAUAUGAUUGUUCCAUUAAAUCAACCCCGUGGAAGAAUAUAUUUAUAUCAAACAGAAUAUUUUGUCGAUCAAGACGAGUACUAUGUUUAUAUAUUAAUACAUGCAUAUAUGACUGUACCAUUUUCAUUGGCUGUAAUUGUUUAUUUUGACAAUAUGCUCGCAACAAAUGUCGCUCACGCAUGUGCAAUAUUUGAAAUACUCAGUACAUAUUUGGAAAAUAUUAAAUACGACAUUAGUAAAAUAAGCGUAAUUAAUGCUGAAGAACAUUCACGUAAAUUACGUAAUAGCAUAAUUCGUUGUGUCGAUAUGCACAAAAACGCUUUGAGAUUUGCAAACGAUUUAGAAUCAUCAGUUUCAUUUGCAUGGCUAAUAGUUUUAUUUUAUAAUUUAACUAUUAUUUCUAUAACUGGAAUGGUGACAGCUAUGAAACUAGAUCAACCGAAUGAAGCAUUUAAAUUUUUUGCAUUUACUAUCGGUGCAGUUUUCCACCUUUUUUAUACCAGUUUUCAGGGCCAAGAACUGAUACAACAAAGUGAAAGAGUUUUUCAUGCAGUUUAUUUGUCCCAAUGGUAUAAUAUUCCUACUCAGUACCAACGACUUCUAAUUCCAAUAAUGAUGAAAAGUUUAAAACCCUGUACAGUUACUGCGGGUAAAAAAUUUAUAUUAUCCAUGGAUACAUUUAGCAUGGUAAUAAAUCUUAUAUUUUUCUCUUCAAUAACCAUUAUUAUAAUGAGGGACAAGAUUUUCGCCUUAUUUUUUUUCAAUCAAAGUAACAAUACUGCAAUGGAUAUUUUGAAGAACCGUCAUUUCAAAAAUUAUAAAUUUAUAUUUACCUGCUAUGGACAGUGGCCAUAUCAGUCAUAUUUUCAAAAAAAUUGUAUACGGUUCCUCAUAACGAUGGGUGUAUUGAGUAUUUUAACACCUAAGACAAUUAAAUUCGUUGAAUAUUUUGGUAACGUUGAUGGAAUGAUUCAAUGUAUACCCAUGAUCGGUGUCCAUUUACUGGGUCUUGUUAAAUAUUACAAUUACACAUUUAAUUAUAACUCUAUUAAACGUUUAUUUUCGCUGAUAGAGCGCGAUGGAAAAAGUUUGAAAAGCGAAGAAGACAAGAAAAUAAUGGAAAAAUGGCUACUACGCGUACGAAAAAUAACAUCCGCUUACACAGCUGCAAUGUUUCCAAUACUGGGACUGUUUUUGGCAUCACCAGCUAUACCUAAAAUUUUGGAUAUUAUUAAACCAUUGAACGAAACUCGUAAUCUCAUAUAUUUAUAUGAAACGGAAUAUUUUGUUGAUCAGGAUGAAUAUUACGUUCCGAUUCUUAUUCAUACAUACAUGACUGUUCCAUUGUCUGUUGGUAGCAUCGUUUUUUUUGACAACAUGCUCGGGACAUUUAUUCAUCAUUCCUGUGCAAUGUUAGAAAUACUCAGUACAUAUUUAGAAAAAAUACAUAUAGACAAAAUUGAAAAAAUAGAUGAUCAAAUUCGACUAGAAAGAAUACGUAGAAAAAUAAUUCACUGCGUUCAUAUGCAUCAAAAUUGUUUAGAAUUUACCUCGGAAUUGGAUACAUCCAUCAAUAUAGCAUGGCUCAUAGUUCUGGGUCUCAAUUUAAUAAUACUUACUGUUACUGGUAUGACGACGGUUAUAAAAAUGAAUGAACCCGAUGAGGCUAUUAAAUUUAGUGCAUUUACAAUGGGUUCCCUUUUUCAUCUUUUCUAUAACAGUUUUCAAGGACAAAUACUUAUUACACAAAGUGAAAAAGUUUUUCACGCUAUUUAUGAAUCUGAAUGGUAUGAUCUUCCUUGCUAUCAUCAAAAGCUCCUGAGUAUCAUAAUUAUGAAAAGUGUGAAACCCAACGCCGUUACGGCAGGGAAGUUGUAUAUUUUAUCAAUGGAUACAUUUAGCAUUGUCCUGAAAAACGCCAUGUCUUUCUUCACGGUUUUAUCGUCAAUGCGUUAAAUAACCAUUUUCCAAUAAGUAUAAUAAAUAUACCGAAAUUUAUGCAAACGAUG